This is a messenger RNA of Arabidopsis lyrata subsp. lyrata, 1442 nucleotides long. RefSeq names its product putative F-box protein At3g20705. The transcript has a single exon. The record is from RefSeq and is a predicted model, not a curated record. Bases 49 to 1152 code for a protein of 367 amino acids. Lineage: Eukaryota; Viridiplantae; Streptophyta; Magnoliopsida; Brassicales; Brassicaceae. Gene Ontology annotation, molecular function: protein binding.
UCUACUUUCAAAGAGUAUAUUCCAAAGUAGAUAAUACAAAUAGAACUCAUGAUGAUGUCUGAUCUUCCAAAAGAUUUGGUAGAGGAGAUACUUUCUAGACUUCCGGCUACAACAUUGAAACGAUUACGAUCAACUUGCAAACUGUGGAACUCUUUAUUCAAAGAUGAGGGAUUCGCCAGAAAACACUUUGAAAAAGCAGCAAGACAAGAUUUGGUUGUCAUGUUGAAAGACUCUAGGGCCCAUUCAGUCAGCGUUAACCUCCGUGGAAUUCACAACAAUAACUUUGAUCCAUGCAUAAAGGACAUAGGUGAACUUAGCCUAAGUCAAGUCGAUAUAAAUAAAAUGGUUCAUUGCAAUGGUUUAUUGUUCUGCAUCACGAAGGACAACAUACCCAUGGUUUGGAAUCCUUGCACAGGGGAAACCAAGUGGGUGGAACCGAGAAGAGUAUACGACAAAUCUGAUAGAUUUGCUUUCGGAUACGAAUACAAGAAAUCAUGCUAUAACUACAAAAUGUUAAGGAUCCAAGAUGCACAUGGCAUAGAAAUCUAUGAGUUUAACUCAAAUUCAUGGAGGGUUCUUGAUGUCACAUGUGACUGGUGCAUAAUAACGCAUGCAGUUUCCCUGGAAGGUAAUGCUUAUUGGUUUGCUUCAGAAUAUAAAAAAGGAACAGAGCACAAUACUUGUUUAGUAAGUUUUGAUUUUUCAAAAGAGAUAUUUGAAGCCAUGGACGUUCCAUUUCAGUUUAUGAAUGGUUCGGAUAUUGUGGCUCUAUCUGUUACUAGAGAAAAUAAACUUGCGGUGCUAAUGCAGCGCUGGGCAUUAGAGAUGGAGAUAUGGGUCAGAGAUAAAAUUGAACCCAAUGCUGUAUCGUGGAACCAGUUUGUAGAAGUGGACAUGGGGUUAAAACUUCCAGCAGGUACUGAUAAUAUGUUUUCGUUUAAGACGACUUUUUCCAUCGAUGAAGAUUAUAAAGUCGCUCUGGUGUGGCAUACAGACCAUGAUACAGACGCAGAGUCAAGGAAGUGGAUCGAGGAUAUAAAGAUAUUCAUUAUUGGAGAAGAUAUAUACAGAGAAAUAGUAAUUGGGAAAAUUGAUUAUCGAUAUAGUUACCCGCUUAUGUACAAUUAUGUUCCAAGUUUGGUUCAAAUCUAGUAAUUUGGAGGCAACAAAUAAAUAUCGGGUGUUUAGUCACAGUUAAAGAAACUAAUCAUCCUCUUACAUCUCUUGUGUUUUUCUUUGUUCGUGUCUAUUGAAUAAGUACGUAGUAUGAAUAUUAGUCUUAUUUAUUUUGUAUAUUUAGCUCCUUCAUUGCAUCAUGUAAACUUAUGAACUCCGUAGUAAAUAACUAAAUAUGAUUUGUGAGCCAUCCAAAUUUGAAAUUAUAAUAACAGUAUUUCUGCUCAUUCCUCAUCUUACAAGCUUCAUAUAUAGACUCGUGUAAA